AUGACCAGCACCGUUCAGCUUGAAGACACUGUGGAACGGCCUGGAUGGCGAACACUACACCGGUGUAAAGAGGAGCCGUGCAAGGGACUGUGCCAGCACUGGGAAGCCCAAUGGCAGGAGUUCCUGAGGGGGCUGAAUUCCCCUCACACGGUGUGGGGGAAGGAACCCGGGCCAUGGGAAGAUGCCAAGGCCUUCUUGGCCUCCUUCGAGCAAGUGGCUGAAGCCUGCCAGUGGCCUAAGGAAGAGUGGGUGGCCCGGCUUCUGCCAGCACUGAGCGGAGAAGCCCAGCGGGCCUUUGGUGGCCUGGAGGCCAGAGACAGAGAGGAUUAUGGGAAGGUGAAGGCGGCCAUCUUGCGCGGGGAAGCCAACCGCAUGGAAACCCUGCGCCAGCACUUCCGACAGUUCCGCUUCCGGGACGUGGAAGACCCGCGGUGGAUCUACAGCCAGCUGCAGGAACUUUGCUGCCGGUGGCUGAGGCCGGAGAGGCACUCGAAGGAGCAGAUCCUGGAGCUGCUGAUCCUGGAGCAGUUCCUGGCCAUCCUGCCGCCGGAGCUGCAGAGCUGGAUCAGGGCCGGCGGCCCCGAGAACUGCACCCAAGCCGCCACCCUAGCGGAGGAUUUUCUGCUGAGCCACCAAGGGGAGGCCAAAACCAGGAAAUGGCAGGGGCCAUUGCAGGAGCUCUGUUUGGGUUCCCUGGAUGCAGAGAUGAAACCCCCAGACCCUGGGCAGAGACGUACCUACAAAGACGCCAAGCAGAGUAGCCGAAGGGCGGACAGUUUGCCAGGCAGUGGACUCAAAUGCCCAAGUCUGUCCUGUUCAUUGCUGCCCCCUGAAGCCCAGGAAACAGCUAAAGGUGAACAUGCUGAGGCACCCGAGAACCUCAAGGAAACAGGCAUGUCUUCGGACGUGGUGGAGGAGACUUUGACACAGCCAAAGCGAGGGACCAUAUUUUGGCGUGUCCUGCAGGAGGACAGUAGGAACGCAGAUACUUUGGAGGGAUGUUUGGUACGCAAACCGGAUCUCACACCCCAAUCAGAAAAAGUGGAGGAAAUGGCCGGCCAGUACCUGGAGGAAAGAGAGAGACUCUCAGGCAGAGAUUCAGGUGACCAGAAUAGAAGACGGGUCAAGGCAGAGAAUUCUCCCUGUGGAAGAAAGGAGUCCGAAGUAACACCUGGGCUGGACCCGGAGGUGACCCAAGGGGAUUUGCUGGUGCCACAUGAGAUCCACAAGGAAACAUGUGAGUCCAUCAUGGGGCUGCAGAAGAAAGACGACUUGAGGAUACGUGGUGGUUGUUUUGGUGGUGAGGAGAAGAGAAGUCGGGUCAAGGUGGAGGAAUCCCAAGAGGGAGAGAUGUGCCCGGAGGAAGCACAUGGGACAUUGGCGGAAGUAACCCAAUGGAACCUUCCAGGGACACCUGGAAUUCACAAAAGACAUGAAUCCAGCUGGCAGCAGAAGCCGCUGGCAGAACAAGAGAAUGAAGAUGGCCAGCAGUCAGAUGGUAUUAGCAGAACCAGCCCUGUCCAUGCAGAGAGGAAAAAGCUGUUGUUCUCCAAGUACGGGAGAAAAUACCGCUACAAAUCAGGACUCGUUAUGGUCCAUACUGGCGAGAACUCCUUUGAAUGUCCCACAUUGGGGGAGAACAUCCCACAGCACCAGAGAUUCCAUACGGGUGAGAGGCGAUACGAACUUUCGGAGUACGGGAAAAGAGACGGUUUGAUUGGGCAUACGACAGAGAGACCUUAUCAGUGUUACGAGUGCGGGAAAAGCUUCAACUGUCAAACGUCCUUAGACAGUCACCAAGGUGUCCACACUGAAGGGAGACCCUACGAAUGUUCGCAGUGUGGGAAACGCUUCAGACACCGGCAAACUUUGCUGAAGCAUCAGAAGAUCCACACCGGAGAGAAACUGCACAAAUGUCCCGAGUGUGGGAAAGUCUUCACUUCUAAAGGGGAAUUAAUGAGGCAUCAGAGAAUUCACACGGGAGAGAAACCAUACAAAUGUCCUCAGUGUGGGAAGUCUUUCAGACAGAGGGUCCACCUAAUAAGUCAUCACAGAACUCAUACGGGGGAGAAGCCAUUCAUGUGCCUCGAGUGUGGGAAAAACUUACAUCGGAGGAAUAAGUUGAUCAUCCAUCUGGAAACCCAUAGAGCACAGGAACAUUACGAAUGCCCCGAGUGUGGGAAAAGCUUCAGCCAGAAAGCUACGCUGAUGAACCACCAGAGCACUCAUGUGGGGCACUGACCAUUCAGAUUCCCUACGUGGUGGCAGGAAGGGG
Molecule: messenger RNA, 2275 nt
Organism: Gekko japonicus
Lineage: Eukaryota; Metazoa; Chordata; Lepidosauria; Squamata; Gekkonidae
Product: zinc finger protein with KRAB and SCAN domains 7-like
Exons: 8
Coding region: 1-2241 (746 amino acids)
Biological process (GO): regulation of transcription by RNA polymerase II
Molecular function (GO): DNA-binding transcription factor activity, RNA polymerase II-specific; RNA polymerase II cis-regulatory region sequence-specific DNA binding
Source: RefSeq, a predicted model, not a curated record